Messenger RNA from Penicillium chermesinum, 1401 nucleotides. RefSeq names its product camp independent regulatory protein. The coding region runs from base 1 to 1401 and encodes 466 amino acids. The transcript has 2 exons. Lineage: Eukaryota; Fungi; Ascomycota; Eurotiomycetes; Eurotiales; Aspergillaceae. The record is from RefSeq and is a predicted model, not a curated record. Gene Ontology annotation, molecular function: DNA binding.
AUGGUGAACGGCACCACCGCGGUGUUGGAGCCUACGUUCUCUGGGUAUGUCGCGACCACGCAGGAUGCCCUGAUUCUGUUCGAGGCCUGCUUGACCGGUGUUCUGCAUCAUGUCCCCGUCGGCCGCACGACCGGGAACGGAAACUCCUCCGGCAUUAAGCGCUGGACCGACGGUGUUACAUGGAGCCCGAGUCGCAUUCUGGGCAACUUUUUGGUCUAUCGCGAACUGGACAAGCCCUUCCCGCCCGGCGAGAAGAAACGCGCCAUGAAGAAAGGUAACCGUCGCCCGGCGCCGGCAACACGGCCGGGCGAGCCGUAUCCUCGUCCUGACAGCAAUGGGCAAGGCUACUCCCCCACAUCACCCACCGGCGCUUUUGGAGAGCGGCCGCAUCAAUCCGAAGUCGAGCGUGCCUUGGUUGGGUCGCUGGUCGAUUCCUAUGGCUUCAAGGACUCCGGCUUGGUCAAGAAGACGAUGAGCGUGACCGUCAUGGGCGUAACCCACCACUUGGUCUCGUACUACAGCGUGGAAGAUGUGAUGCGCGGCGUAUUGAAUCCUCCGUCAAUGGUCGAGUCAUUGCGCUAUAUCCGACCUCGCGUGGAUCUCACCCAGAAACAGAGCUUCCGGGCUCCCAUCGACGACUUGGAGUCGAAUGCGCUGGAAAGCGCGGCCCACGACCCAUCGCACGCUGCACUCUACGGAUAUCGCCCGCAGAUGAUGGCGCCGCCGGCCUACGGGAUGCCCAACCCUACUCAGGACUUCUACAUGCACGCCACGCCCUACACGGCCCCGCACGCUCCCCCUUCCGGUCCCAUCCAAGGCUACUCCAUGGCCGGCUCCAUGCCGGGCCUACCGGCCCCAAAUCCUUAUCUCCCCUCACCCGCGGCGAGCAGCUUGCCCAAGCAAGAAGACUACCACGCAUUCCGGGCCGGUCCCUACGGUGGCAGCAUGGAUUCGAUGAGCCACAGUGCCCUUUCAUCAUCCAUUCCCAGCGGCAUCAAUACGGCCAUCCCCAGCUCGCUGAGCGACCGAAACCGAUCUACGUCCGAACACAGCCCCUCGGCCUAUCGCAACUCUUCCAUCUCAUCACGGAGCGUCGCCACCGACGCUACUUCCCCCAUGGAUCCCUCAACCCCCGCCACCUACUCCCGUGGAAGCUUUAGCCUGUCCGGUCAGCUAGAUGCCAACACAGCAAACACCUCUCUCAAAUCCCGUGGCCUCGGCCCACUGGACCCCAGCGUGCCUCGGCGCGAAUCAAACCCUGUUCAUCCUUCUUACUAUGCCCCUCACGACCGCCCUCAGUACUAUGUUAAUCCCGCACCACCCGUGAACCACCCGCACUAUGCUGGGACGCAACCGUUAACUACAUGGACCACCACCGCGGCAUCUCAGUCCCAGAUCUAA